Molecule: messenger RNA, 1366 nt
Organism: Anastrepha ludens (Mexican fruit fly)
Lineage: Eukaryota; Metazoa; Arthropoda; Insecta; Diptera; Tephritidae
Exons: 3
Coding region: 98-1093 (331 amino acids)
Source: RefSeq, a predicted model, not a curated record
AAAUUUGUGUGAAAAAAUUGGGACUCAAUCAAAUUUUUUUUUUUUGUACUGGAAUUGUUCUCUUUUUAUUUAUGAUCAAAAUUCCAAAAACGUCAAAAUGUUUUCCUCAAUUAAUUUUCUAUUUUUAAUAUCGCUGGCGGUUACGACGUGGAUAAUUCUGUGUUAUUUCAAACAAAUCGAGCUGCAACGAGAAGAGCAAAUGACUGUUGAGAUCCAAAUGGAUAAAGCAUUCGAAGAAAAUCUGAAGUCCAAGGGUUGCUUGGAGAAUUAUGACAUUUAUUUGAAUUUCCUGGCCGUGUUUGCAUGUAUCUAUGCCUUGGCAAAGGUGACCUCGGUCGCUGAAAGCUAUGUCGCACAACAGGUGCACGCGCGCAUCAAGCACGCAAAACUCUUCAGCAGUAAAGAUGUGGAGCCAACGACUAUUGAGGAAUAUCGCCUGCAACAUAUACGUCUCACAAUGCAGAUCGAUUACUUGGAACAAAAAGUGAACCAACUGGAGAAGACCAAUUUUAUGCUGGGAGAAAAACGACUUGUCAAUGCUGAUAAGCCAACAAGCGCCAACAAAAUGCAUACAAACGACAUUAGUCAGAAAGAAACCAUUACUGAAAAGAAAACACUCUCCAACGAUAUGACGCAAGCCUGUGUCUGUGGCAGAAGCAACAGUGCAGUGGGUAGCAUAGAUGUCGGAGGUGCUGUCUGCGGUAGCAUUCGGACUGUUCAUGGCAAAGGUGACACAAUUGAAGACAGUGUUGAAGCUGAAGAAGUGCUCAAUUUUCGUAACGUACUCAUACAAGAUCAUCACUUUCAACUAACACGUCAGGUAUAUGUGAAUGACGGCAAUGUAAAGUUGCAAUUUCAAGACUUUAACCAAGAAGGUGGCACCAUCACGCAAAUCUGGCAAAAAUAUUUGGAAAUGCAAAAAUAUGCUUUACAAAAGCCGACCUCGUCUGAGACAGCAACGAAAGUGGCAAAUACUGUGCCUAUUGUUGUGUCCACCGAAGAAUUACAAACGAUGAAAGGUAGAAACCGGCAGAGAGGCAAACGCCAACCACUAGGAUGCGUUUUGACAAAUUCAAAUAAUAUGGAAUAUUGAAUAAUAGAUAAUCUCCUGCUGCAUUUUUUAUUUCUAUGCGUUGUGUUAUUAUCGCAUAAAACGUAUUUAAUUUUUAGCUGAGGUUGCAAAGCAGGCUCGAUACCUGAAUUGACCAAGAGGAAAUAUUGUCUGCGGAAAAUCUCGACUUCACGGCGAGAACUUGAAAUUCAUAGUCUUAUUAAACAAAUUUAUUGUAAUACGUGUUAUAUUUUUGAUGAUUUUUUUUUUAUUGUAAAUUAUUGUGGGAAAUAUAUGUAUGUAUAUGUAAUUAAA